AUGUCUGCUACUAGUCCGUUGACUCCAGAACAACAACAACAGUUUCAUCAAUACAUGAAACAACACAAUUUAGAUUCCUUGUUUAACGAUUUAACCAAGAAAUUGGUUGAAAAGCAACCUUUGGAUCCUAUUCAAUUUAUGAUUGAUGAAUUAGAGAGAAAGGAUCCGAAGAAUCAACCAAGAAAAGUUGUAUUUGUGUUGGGAGGUCCAGGUUCAGGAAAGGGGACACAAUGUGCCAGACUUGUUGAAAAGUACAAGUUUGCACACUUCAGUGCUGGAGAUUUAUUGAGAGCUGAAUCAACCAAGGACACUGAAACCGGAAGAAUGAUCAAUAACUUUAUAAAGGAAGGUAAAAUCGUACCAGGAGAAGUGACCAUUGCUCUAUUGAAACAGGCAAUUAUGGGUCACGAAGAUCCAAACACUGUCUUUUUGAUUGAUGGAUUCCCUCGUGAGAUGAAACAAGCCGUCGAUUUUGAGAGACAAAUUUGUUUCUGCCAGUUUGUCCUCUUCUUUGACUGUCCUGAGGACGUUUUGGAGAGUCGUUUGUUGAAGAGAGGCCAAACAAGCGGCCGUAUUGAUGACAACAUUGAAAGCAUCAAGAAGCGAUUCCAAACCUAUAUUAAUCAAACAAUGCCAGUGAUUCAAUACUUUAAGGCGUUCAAUAAGGUCAAGACAAUUGACAGCUCGAAAUCUGUAGAUUUGGUAUUCGAAGAUGUUUGUAAACUUUUUGAUUAA
Messenger RNA from Naegleria lovaniensis, 735 nucleotides. RefSeq lists its product as uncharacterized. Gene Ontology annotation, molecular function: UMP kinase activity; ATP binding. Lineage: Eukaryota; Heterolobosea; Eutetramitea; Acrasida; Naegleriidae. The record is from RefSeq and is a predicted model, not a curated record. The transcript is spliced from 3 exons. Bases 1 to 735 code for a protein of 244 amino acids. Gene Ontology annotation, cellular component: nucleus; cytoplasm. Gene Ontology annotation, biological process: UDP biosynthetic process; CDP biosynthetic process; 'de novo' pyrimidine nucleobase biosynthetic process.